Molecule: messenger RNA, 543 nt
Organism: Penicillium atrosanguineum
Lineage: Eukaryota; Fungi; Ascomycota; Eurotiomycetes; Eurotiales; Aspergillaceae
Product: White collar 1 protein
Exons: 1
Coding region: 1-543 (180 amino acids)
Source: RefSeq, a predicted model, not a curated record
AUGCCGUCAUUCAAGCAUCUCCUCCUUCCCAUAACCCUCCUCCUCGCCAGCACAACAGCAUCCACCUGCCCAAAGAACUGGCUAGAAAACACUCCACCCGACGGCAAUUCCAAAUGCUGCUACGGCAACAUGGUGAUCGAUGACACCGACGCCUUCUGCUGCGUGAACGACAUGACUCCGUCCGAAGAAACAAGCGACUCGACCACGACAACCGAUGAUUAUGAUAGCUGGUCCACGGCCGGCGAUUGUUUUACCAAAAUACCAUUCACUGCGAGUGACUAUUCGGAGCAGGUGUCUUCGGCAUCGUCCAAGGUUUUAGCUACCAGGACUAUUAUGGUUAAUGAGGCGACUUCUACGACUGCCAGUUCGAGCUCGGCUUCAAGCACCAGCUCCAAUGCCAGUUCGAGCUCAGCAGCAAGCACGAGCUCCGAUGCAAGCUCGAGGCCUACUGCUUCCACCACCACUAAUGCGGCUAUGCCGAUUGCCACGGCUCAAGAAAUGGUGGUUGGCGCCGCCGUGAUCGUCGGGAUUUUCGUACUAUGA